Messenger RNA from Callorhinchus milii (elephant shark), 1260 nucleotides. RefSeq names its product lysine-specific demethylase 6B-like. Gene Ontology annotation, cellular component: MLL3/4 complex. The annotation marks the transcript as partial. The record is from RefSeq and is a predicted model, not a curated record. Gene Ontology annotation, biological process: heart development; regulation of gene expression. Gene Ontology annotation, molecular function: histone H3K27me2/H3K27me3 demethylase activity; RNA polymerase II cis-regulatory region sequence-specific DNA binding; chromatin DNA binding. NCBI's taxonomy places the organism in Eukaryota, Metazoa, Chordata, Chondrichthyes, Chimaeriformes, Callorhinchidae. The transcript is spliced from 9 exons.
CAGGAAGAAAAGGACAGUGAGGACGAGGUGGAGGAGCCAGACAGCACGACGGAACCCGUACAGAGUGAAAGUGAACCGAAAACGCGGAUGAAAAUCAUCAAAUUUGGGACGAAUAUCGAUCUGUCCGACCCCAAGAGGUGGAAGCCUCAGUUACAGGAGCUGUUAAAGUUGCCGGCAUUUAUGCGAGUGACGUCGAAUGGGAACAUGCUGAGCCACGUGGGACACACUAUUUACGGGAUGAACACAGUCCAGCUCUACAUGAAGGUGCCUGGGAGCCGCACCCCAGGCCAUCAGGAGAACAACAACUUUUGUUCGGUCAACAUCAACAUCGGGCCCGGGGACUGCGAGUGGUUCGCUGUGCCUGAAGCGUACUGGGAGAUCAUCAGCCAGUUCUGCGAGAGGCACAGCGUGGACUACCUGACCGGCUCCUGGUGGCCGGUGCUGGAGGACCUGUACGCCGCCAACAUCCCGGUCUACCGCUUCAUCCAGCGCCCGGGAGACCUGGUGUGGAUCAACGCCGGGACCGUCCACUGGGUCCAGGCCACCGGAUGGUGUAACAACAUCGCCUGGAACGUGGGGCCGUUAACAGCCUAUCAGUACCAGUUGGCCCUGGAACGAUACGAGUGGAACAAAGUCAAGAACGUCAAAUCUAUCGUCCCGAUGAUCCACGUGUCCUGGAACGCAGCUCGGACCGUCAAGGUGUCCGACCCCCAGCUCUACAAGAUGAUCAAGUACUGUCUCCUGACCUCCCUGAAGCAUUGUCAGUUGCUCCGAGACACUUUGACCAAAACGGGCAAAAAGAUUAUAUUCCAGAGUCGUGUGAAAGAGGAACCGGCGUAUUACUGCAACGAGUGUGAGUUGGAGGUAUUUAAUCUGCUGUUUGUUACGAGUGAGACGAGCGCACGCAAGUCCUACAUUGUGCACUGUGAGGACUGUGCGCGUCUGCGGACGCCGUCCCUCCACAACACAGUCGUCCUGGAACAGUACAAAGCCGAGGAUCUGGUCAACACAUAUGACCACUUCACGCUGGCUCCGGUUCCGGCCUCGUCCAGAUGACGGCCGUUCUCUUAAGCCAUACCAAAUGCUCCUCGUGGUCCCUUCUGUUUGCUCCUCCUCACCCUCGACCCUCACCCUCGACCCUCACCCUCGACCCUCGCCUCGGGCCGGGCCGGGCACAAAACGAGGGCAAAACACCAGCAGAACAAACAGCCAUCCGUCUCCGUCUCCGUCUCCCAGCACCGAGCUCCCCCCCACCCCCCA